GAGGCAAGGGCAGUACAAAGACAAAGCCCCCGAGGGGCAAGGAUCUCUUGGAGAGAUUGAUGGAGAAGGGGCUGAUGCCUUUGUCGGCCCUGGACGUGAUCCGUGGCUGGAUGAUACUGGAGAUGAGUACCUCGACGGAGGAGGAGAGAAGGAUCGUGAAGGCGGCCACCAGAAACCGGCUGGGCUACCAAGAGGUGAAGCAGGCCCUCCUGGCGAUGUACGAGGACCGUGGCAAAGGCGGAGGGCGACCCUUUGCGGCUGGAAAGUCGGCCAUGUGGGGAGAGAUGGAGACAGAGGCCGAUGCGGUCUAUGCCGGAGCCGGUAUGCCGGCCCACAUGUACUACACCGACGAGCACUCCAGCCAGGGUUGGUGGCCCAACGAGUACGACUGGGGCUACUACGGAGAGGAGCAGCCCUGGGAGGAAGAGGAGCCGGAGUGGACCGCCGACACCCCGGACGAGCCCAAUGACGAAGUCUACGCGCAACUCCGAGAGGAACAACAGGACAUCGAGCAGCAGCGGCGUGACCUGGAAGCCAUGAUGGCCGAAAACGACCGGAACCUUGCCGAGGCCAGGAAGGCCGUGGCAAACGCAGCCCGAGAUCGUGGAUGGCAUGGAAAUGUUCAACAACGGCAGCAGAGGCCUACAUCCACAUACAUGACGAAGGGCAAGGGCAAGAAUGGCAAGGGCAAGGCCGGGAAGUCGGCCAAGAUGGCGGAGGAGGCACACUGGAUGGGUGCCAAGAAGGGCUUCAAGGGCCCGCCGUUCAAGAGCAAGGGCAAAGGACAGGGCAAAGGAAGUUUGCCUUGGGGCCAGAGUUUCUUCACCGAGGGCCCCACGCUGAUCGAGGACGCCGAGUUCUUCACCACCACUUCCGCCGACGACAACCCGAACGGGCCCAAGGACAACGACGGCAACCAGCUGAAGGCAACUGAGGGCUUGGUAGACACAGGCGCCACGGCAACAGCCGGUGGCCAGACAGCUGUGGAAAGGCUCUGCGCAGCAGUCGCGGCAGCCAGACCGGAGUUGAAGGUGACGAUCCACGAGUCCGUGCGCCCGUAUUUCAGGUAUGGUAGCGGGAAGUGGGGAAGGGCUUUGUACAAGGUAAGUCUGUCCUGGAAGAACAACGUCGUCAACCUGUUUGCCCUGCCGAGUGAAGGGGUUCCUGUUUUGGUUGGUAUGAGAGAGCUGAAGAUCUUCGUCGACAACUCAGACUACAAGAAGGCUCCACUGAGAUGGAUUACGAUAGGCAACGAGCCCAAGAUUCCCGGACUCCCAUCCGACUCCGCGAGCAUGGCCGCUUCCUCGAGCGAGAUGAAAGAGGCGAUCCGGACCGUCGUGCGCGAAGAGGUGGAGAAGACCGUGCGGGAGACGAUUCGCGACGCCCUCGCCGAGGAGAACGGCAGCCGUGGCGCGACCAAAGGUGGUCGCAAGAAGAAAGGCGAAGCCACCGUGUACGACGAGACGAGGAAGAUGGGUGGCGACGAACGAGAUCCCCGCCGAGGUCCAGACCAAUGGCCAUGCUAUGGCCGGCACAUCGCCUCAAGGGGAGCCAACCGCUACGGCCGCUGGGAGGAGUGCGGCAAGUGCGGCUACAGGAUGGGAUACACUCCGGCCGUGAACGCCCCAGCCGAGUCCACCAGGACGAACCUGCCGAUGAACGUGACCGAGGCCCUCGAGCGUCUGCGACAGUCGGGCAUCCCAGCCGACGAGGUCGAGAUCAAGCAGAUCAAGAACAUGAUCGACAUCGUGGCGAAGGAGAAACGGCUCCUGGCGACCCGGAAGACGCAGACCGCAAAGGCGAAGGCACGCGCGGAUGGCAAGGCCAGGAGUCCCCGGGAGGACAUGGACGGCUACAUCAAGGUGGACGAGGCCGAGGACCAGCCAGUGAACGAGAACUACAAGGCGGAGACGACCGAGCCGGCAAAGCAGGAGAGUUCACCUGGAGAUUCCGGAGACGAUGAAGCCGGCCCAGCAGAUGAUUCUCAGGACGAGGUCAAGAAAGAGGAGGAUGAAGAGCUGGAAUGGCUGGAGAACUCAAGCGAGCUGAAAGCCAACCUCCGGAAUCAGAUAAAGAAGGCCUGUGACGAAUUCAACGUGUCGACCAUUUUGGCGGCACUGCAGCCUCUGGAUGUGUGGGAGGUUGCUUGCAGGACUGGGAAUACCUUUGGAAGUGCAGGUGGACUUCGUGGAGCGACCGUCCACUGUAAGACAUUGGACCACGGCUAUGACAUCAACAAAGAAGUAGAUGCCGAAAGACUUAGGCGAGAGUGCCUCAGCAAUCCACCAUGGAGACUCUGGCUGUCUCCAGCAUGCAUCCUUCCGAAGGAGGAGAACGACCGCAACACCAUGAACUACGAGGCCAAUCUUCGGAAGAAGCGGACGAAGGUCCGCAAGCAGCUGGAACACAUGGAUUCCCUUGUCGAGGCAGCGACAAGGAGAAACUACAAGGGCCAGAGGAUCUACGUGGAGAUUCCCUACGAGGCCAAGGGCACCUGGAACCUCGAGGUCGUGAAACAGAUACGCCGACGGCUGGAGCAGGGCGACCGGCAAGUGUACCAGACGCACAUCAAUGCAUGCGAGCUGGGCGUCCGGGACGCCGACGGCAAGCCGGUCAAGAAGGCCUGGGUGGUCAUGCACAAUGACCACGAGUUUCACGAUGUGAUGAACACCAGGUGCCGAGGAGAUCACGAACACGGUGAUCGGGAGGCCUACCAGCGCCUCACGGAGGCCGGCAUGUCCUUCUACCCGCCGCAGAUGGUCCUCCGCAUCCAACGAUUGUGGCAAUCUCAGACAGCACGGCGAGUACGAGACAACGAUGCUCAGGCCGUGAUGAUGGCCGCCGUGGAGCUGGAGGAGGAGAUCGCCAACCAACGGGAUUUGGCCGAAGAACAAGAGCUGCUGGCGGCGGAUGAAGGAGAAGUGCGGGAGAACGAGCUGGUGACUGAGGACAUGAAGGAACAGGCCAGGGCGCUUCUUCAUCGCCUACACAAAGCCGCCGGCCACCCGAGCAAUCGAGCUUUGGCAAGGAUUUGCCGUGAUCGAGGCAUGCCAAAGUGGGUGGUGGACUUGGCCAUCAACUUGAAAUGCCAGGCAUGCCUGAACACUCAACGCGGCGAGCAGCUGAUUGUUCCCCACUCCGUCGGGACAAAGCCUCAGCCGUGGCAGAUGAUCGGGAUUGACGUGUUCGAGUUAGUCUUCCCUGAGCAGCGGCGCAAGGCGAGGUACUUGAUCACCAUGUGCCUCGUGAUGAGGUACAUGACAGUGGAGCUGCUCUGGGAGGGACCGAUGAACGAGACGGGCACUGACUCGGGCGAGAAGUUGGUUUCAGUCUUCAGUGAGUCGUGGCUACAACACCGGCCCCGACCUGAAUGGCUGCUGUGCGACCCCCAGUCUUCGCUCUCCAAGGGAGUCUUUUCAGAGUUUUGCCACUGGAUUGGAGUUGGCCUGGCAGUGACCCCUGGAGAGGGCCAUUGGCAAAACGGAGCAGUGGAAACAGCCGUCAAGUCAGUGAAGAAGACUAUGAAACGCCUGAGGAACGAUGACAAAGACCUCAGCCCGAAGACGUGCGGCCAUCUGGCCGCCAUGGCGCACAAUAACAUGGACAAGGUCAAGG
Molecule: messenger RNA, 3615 nt
Organism: Symbiodinium necroappetens
Lineage: Eukaryota; Dinophyceae; Suessiales; Symbiodiniaceae
Source: the annotation of a GenBank genome assembly